CCCGCCAAGCUUCCGUUUUGUCAAAGGCAAAUUAAAUCCUCCUACUCCGUAGGCCUUGGCCACACACGCUCUCUCUCUCUCUUCCUCUCAAGUUUGAAUGCAUCAACUUGUCCUUCUGAAAAUUGGGUCAAAACUUGCAAGUGUCUUCUUCUUGCUUUUUUUUCUGGGUUCUGCUCUCCUAGCUUGAGGACGACCCCAUCAGUUUUAAUUAGCCUUGUAAGCUUUGCUCGAGCACCAAAUGGAAGAAGGGCAAGAAUUUGCACUGACCCAGAUGAGGAAAUCAGUUGAGAAGCUUGGUUCUUCUGCUGAGAUGUAUGGGGAUCCUACACUUGUGAGGUUCUUGAUUGCUCGAUCAAUGGACCCGGACAAAGCAGCUAAGAUGUUUGUUCAGUGCCAGAAGUGGAGGGCUAAGAUGGUGCCCAGUGGUUUCAUUUCAGAAUCUGAAGUUCCAGAUGAACUGGAAGGGAGAAAAGUCUUCUUGCAGGGUUUGUGCAAGGAUAAAUACCCCUUGUUGAUCAUCCAAGGAAGGAAGCAUUUUCCUCCCAAGGAUCAGAAUCAAUUCAAGAAAUUUGUUGUUCAUUUACUAGACAAGACAAUUGCAAGUGCCAUCAAAGAAAGGGAAAGAGGAAAUGAAAAGUUGAUUGGGAUCCUUGAUCUGCAGCAUAUCACAUAUAAAAACAUUGAUGCUCGCGGGUUAAUCACAGGAUUUCAAUUUUUACAGGCAUACUAUCCUGAACGUCUUGCAAAGUGCUAUUUAGUCCACAUGCCCCAGUUUUUUGUGGCGGUUUGGAGACUAGUUUCUCGGUUUCUAGAGAAGGCUACACUGGAAAAGAUUGUGAUAGUAAGCAGUGAGGAGGAGAGGAGAGAGUUUGUAAGAGAGAUAGGAGAAGAGAUUCUGCCUGAAGAGUAUGGUGGACGAGCAAAGCUUGUACCUCUUCAAGAUGCUCCUUUGCAAAAUGCCCCAGCUAAUUGUAAUUCAUUAUAAAAAUGCUGCUGCUUAACUUUGGAGACCAGAUCACUACUUGGGGCUCGUUAGAAUAAUCAGCAGACAUCAUGUAUUAGAUUUACUUUCCAACUUUUGCUUCAUUAUGGAUGAAUCACUUGGAUAGCAAUAUUGCUUUUGGCCAUCAAAUAGGAUUCUCAAUUCCAUAACGUAAAA
Messenger RNA from Neltuma alba, 1159 nucleotides. RefSeq names its product SEC14 cytosolic factor. The record is from RefSeq and is a predicted model, not a curated record. The coding region runs from base 239 to 985 and encodes 248 amino acids. NCBI's taxonomy places the organism in Eukaryota, Viridiplantae, Streptophyta, Magnoliopsida, Fabales, Fabaceae. The transcript has 6 exons.